Messenger RNA from Haemonchus placei, 1486 nucleotides. Lineage: Eukaryota; Metazoa; Nematoda; Chromadorea; Rhabditida; Trichostrongylidae. The record is from the annotation of a GenBank genome assembly.
GCGUGCAUCGAAACGUGGUCGCUACGAGGACGAUGAGGACUGGGCCGAGGACGACAGAGCCUGUGGCUCUUCAGGAACUAUCGGACGUGCCGGCAAAGUAUUGACCUAUCCGUACAUCUCACAAGAAGAAGAGCAGCAGAUAUUGUUGUCGUCGAACGAUUCCGCAUCGGCUUAUGCACAAAAUCUCGCUAAGGUCUUGUUCGCUGAUUCAUUGGACCUCUAUUUCAAGGAUCAAGAUCCAUCUAAGCGACAGUGGAUCCACGAAGCCGUCGAUUAUCGUUUUCCUUCUGGCGAUCGUAAUGCACACCAUCUGAAAUGGAAGAACUGUUCUUCAGCAAUCAACAAGAAUAUGCGAAUCUCUGAACGUGGACCAGCGGAUAAGCCGAAGCUGAAAGAAGUCGAGUGCACCUAUUUAACACGAGAGUACGAAGAGGAGUGCUACCGGAAGGCAAACAAGGAUCCAGUGAAAUAUGCAGAGUUCAUGUCACUGAAGCUAUUCGAAGGUUCUUGGGACAAAUUCUUCAAAGAACAGGAUGCAAAAAUGAAGGAUUGGUUACGGGAAUGUGUUGAUCGAAGGUUCUACAUUGCCGAUAAAAACAAGCGUGAUCAGCGAUGGAAAGUUUGUGCAGCUGCAUGUAAUCGAAAUCGCACAAAAAUCAUCGGAGAAGACGGAAAGGUCAAUGAAUUUCCGUACUUUCCGAAAGAACUCGAAGAAACGGCAUUCCGUGAAUCCAAUGGUCUACCGUAUGUAUACGCAGAGGCCAUGGCGAAACUACUUUUUCCUGAUACUCCGCAUCUGUUUUUCAAAGACCAGGACCAUGGCAAGCGUGUCUGGCUACACGAAGUACUUGACCGUCGUUUUCCGUCGCGUGACAAAUUGCAGCAUGUUGCUAAGUGGAAGUCUUGCACUACGGCGAUCAAUAGAAAUAAACCAGGCAGUUUUGCAGGGCCACCGACGUUCACUGAAAUGAAGCCGCUAGCAAUUGUAUCCAGUGCAAAGAGCUCAGCGGAUAAAAAAGACUCGAUCAAGGACAAAGAGAAUAAGAAAAAAGACGAAGAUACGCCUGUUAGCACCAAACGUUCUCAAUCUGCAAAUCGCCGGAAUGAGAAAGAGGCGUUGGCAGAUCAAAAAGAUAUACUGAAAGAAGAUGCAGCGAGGAAGGAGCGAGAAAGCAGCAGGAUCAGCGCCCGAGCCAAAGGGCACAGACCUGAACCCUACACGUCAUAUCCUUUCAUGACCGAGGACGAAGAAAUUGAAUGUUAUGAGGCAGCGAAGAGGAAGGACGUCGAGGUAUAUGCACGAGCAAUGGGGCGCGUAUUGUUCAAAGACAACAUUAAGGCAUUGUAUAAGGAUCAGGACGCGGAUCGUUGCCAAUGGUUCGAAGACAUUCUGCACUUUCGUUUCCCAACAUGGCGCGCUUUUGAAACGAGGUCCAAAGUGCGUGCCGCAAUCAGGGCCAUCAACAAGAACGCGACAACACGUUGA